UCCUGUCAGUCAAUAGUGUAGUAUGGAUAGAAGAAGCAGCGAUACUGUUGCUCGUAAUCCUAACCGUGACCAACUCACAGGAGAGAGUAGGAACUCAUGGAGGAGAUCUUUUGAUACAGAAAGUGAAGCUAGUGGCCAUGCAUCUCGUGAAGGGAGAGAAUUAGUAGAUCAGCCCCAACAAAAUCCCUCAUCUUCAGAAUAUCAAUCGCCUCUGGUGUUUGUUGAGAGUCUAGUAGUUAGACCUGACCUGACUUUCAAGAUACUGAUAGUUGGGAAUCCUUACGUUGGGAAAUCUUGUUUUCUGAUGAGAUUGUGUACUGGAACUUUUACAGCAAGAUAUGCAUCAACCAUUGGAGUUGACUUUUACAGUCGUUUGAUAAAACACGAGGAUCAAAUCAUAUCAUUACAACUGUGGGACACAGCAGGACAGGAAAGAUUUCAGUCAGUAACCCGUGCCUAUUACCGUGGUGCUCAUGGAGUUAUUCUGAUGUAUGAUGUAACUUCAGAGGAUUCAUUUGUUGCCGUUAAAUCAUGGAUUAAUUCCAUCAGAGAAAAUAUGCAAGGGUUACCUCCAGCUUUACUCUUAGUUGGCAACAAAGUUGAUUUGGAUGACUACAGUAAAAGAGAAGUACCUUUUGAUACAGGAGAAACAUUUGCUAAAAUCUAUAAAGCUAAUUUCAUUGAAACGAGUGCCAAAACUGGCUUUAAUGUUGGCCAUGCUUGCUUGUCACUUGUAAAUUUAUUGGUUGAAGACUGCAAUGAUCAAACAAUUUCAUCUCAAGGAGGCUACUCUCCACUCCCCAAGAAACAGAAAUCAUGUUGUUCACAUUAAUUCAUUUUUAAUUCAUUAUUAAAACAUAAUCGAGUGGGAAGUAUGGGUGUGGUUUUAAAAUGGAUUCAGCGAGUGAGAUUGAGGGCCUCACUAAAGCUGUCAAGGAUGCAGUUGCUGCUGCACAUAAAGAGAUGGAGCUGUCAUCAGUCGAGGAAUACACCACAACUGGAAAUACUCUAAAGAAUCUAUUUUUAUUUCGACAUUAUGCCAACUGUUACAAUAGGAGGUUUGGAGUUGAGGACAGAGAAGGAUUGAGGAAGCUGAUACACGAAAGCAAAGAUGACUUAGUGUUACAAGAAAAGCACCAACGUCUUGAAGAAGUAGAAUCUGAGCACUCUUCACUUAUUGAUAAGAUCAAUGAUGAAAUGUCGUCAGUUUAUUUGAGUGCGUCUGUUCCACCUGGUCACGUGGUACAGCAGGAAAUUAUGUUGUUUAGCUGUAAAGACAAUAGUUAUAUUGAUAUCAGCUCAUUAUUAAAGGGACACCUGUUCACGUUAUUCAUAUUAAUAAGACACUUUGGAUGACUGGGAUGACUGGAUCAUAUCAGUGACGUUCACAAAAGGAUGGAUGAGUUCAGUGAAGCAUCGUGUAAUGUUGUAGCUAUAGCUACUGGUAAUAGGGAGAAUGCUUUUACUUGGAUUAAAAAACACAAUGUCCCUGUACCAUUGUUCAUUGAUGAUGAAAAGUUUCUUUACAAUUGUUUUGGUCUUGGUAGACGAUGCACUCUGCUUGGGCUACACAUGAUUGAUCGCUAUGCUACUAAAGUAAUAAAAAAUGAUCCAAUACCACCUGCUUAUAGUGGAGACGACUUGUUCUUGAUGGGAGGAGAUUUCAUUUUGAAUGAAAGAAGAGAAGUUGUCUAUCAAUUUGCUACUGAAGAGAAUGAGAGGCCAACAAUUGAUGAAUUGUUAUCAUCAAUUAAUAAUUAAAUAACAAAUAUUAACUGCUAAAACAUUUCGUGAAGGAUUGUCUGUAAACCAAUUAAAGGACAGACGAUUCUGAUGUUUUGUAAUGUUCUAGUUUUUAAUAAACUGUUGCUGUAUAGUUAAAAGCAGAGAUAUGAAGAAGGCAAACAUUUCUGUCUAUGGAAAA
Molecule: messenger RNA, 1924 nt
Organism: Amphimedon queenslandica
Lineage: Eukaryota; Metazoa; Porifera; Demospongiae; Haplosclerida; Niphatidae
Product: GTP-binding protein YPTC1-like
Exons: 12
Coding region: 23-832 (269 amino acids)
Molecular function (GO): GTPase activity; GTP binding
Source: RefSeq, a predicted model, not a curated record